UCUCUCUCUCCCCUCGUUCACUCCCUCAACCUGCACUCAGACAGUUGUGCAUAAACUUUCCCAUCACUGCGCUGGUCCACAGCCUCCUCUAUAACAGGCUGGAGCGCAGCCUCAGGCAGCAGAAGAGAAGAGAGACUGCCUUGCUCAGAUCACCUGGAGAACACACACACACACACACACACCUCACAUCACAACUCAUCACAUAGCCUCUGGAUUCCUUCUGGCUCCGUUCUGGUUGAACUUUCAAUGAGUUCAGUGGAGAUAAGAAGAGAGAAGACGAGGAGUUUUUCUCGACACACGUCCGGAGUGUUGGUUUGGUGAAACCGAAAAGAAGACGUCAACAUCUGGGGAGGGGUGGGGGGGGUCACUGCUCGAUUGGCGCUCGGUUUUAUUUCACAGCAGCCUGGACACUUUGACUGAACUUUGCCAGUCUUUAAGUACUGAGAAGACAGAAGCAAGAGGCCAGACUGAGAAAGAGACAUCGUUCUUGGGAGAGUUACAAGGAUGUUGUGUUCAAGGAGGAUUCUGCAGCAGUGGUGUUUGGCUGUGUUUUUAUUGUGUUCUCCUGUGCCACACUACGGCAGGCCCAUCGACGCCCUCAGCAACAGAAUGAAGCGGUCAGUGACGCAUGCCCAGCUGAUGCACGACAAGGGUCGAACUCUGCAGGAAUUCAAGCGGCGCAUGUGGCUGCACGAGUUGCUGCAUGAGGUGCAUACAGCCGAGCUCCGUGAAGUGCAGCAGCGCGGCGGAGUCAGUGGCGGAGGCGGGGCUGUCAGUGUCGGCGUUCCCAUGGGCGUAGGCGUGGGCGUGAGUCUGAGCCCAGGCACGGCUAACCCUAAGCCCGCUGGCGGCACCAAGAACCUCCCAAUCGGCUUCAGCCCAGAAGACGAAGAGGGCACUAACCUCCCACAAGAGACCAACAAGUCGCAGAUCUACAAAGACGGAGCGCCCAAGGCCGGGAUGAAGAAGAAGAAGAAAGGAAAAGCAGGAAAGCGGAGGGAUGGCGAGAAGAGGAAACGGCGAACCCGUUCGCUGAACAGACCCAUGGCUAUCGAACCAGACAACGGCUUCCACCUGGAGCGGCGAAUACACACGGCCCAGCAAGCAGCAGCAGCGCACUAGAACACUGUCAGUCUCUGACAACGAUUCCAAAGGACAUAAUAGGACAUUUCUACAUGGACACCAAAACGCUCGUGUCGCGGUAUUCACUGUAACGGUGAUAGUCGGAAGAGUUGCUAGCAAAAAAAAUAUAUAUAUUUAUUGUAUGUAAAUAUUCUCGAUUUAGUGAUAAACGAAUAAUAAAGAUAAGGAUGAAACAUUAUCCCGUUGCUCUGUCGGGCUAUAGAUUUUGAUCUUUGUGAAUACUUUGCUUUAUUCUUUUUUUUUUUUUUUUUUCUUGUUUAUAUAUAUAUAUAUAUAUACCUAUACCUAUAAUUAUCGAUGUCAGAUUUGCAGUAAUUUAUUUUGUUUGAAUGAUGUAUUUAUUUUGUAAAGGUAUCAAGGUGCUGCUGACCUUUUUAUAUUUUUGUACCAUAAUGCACUUUAGAUAUAUAAACAUAAAUCUAUCUACAAGUAAUGCCAUUAAUUGACUUAUUUUGUGGUUAUAUGAAUGAAGAAAACAACAACCUUCCUCUUUUUUUUUUUCUUCUUUUUUUCUUUUUUUUUUUUUUUUAAGCCGUAUCUCUGUCUAGUUGUUUGUCUUCUCGCUUUGGCGUUCAUUUGUUUUUGUUUUUCUUCGCUGCUGACCUGGACGUCGCACGUGUCGUCCGCAUAUUCAGUCCUAAGAACACUAAUGUACUAUAUGAUUUAUUUUCAUUUACACCAGUACACGUUGUACAUAAACAGCACACACGCUCUUCACUGAACUCAUGUUCCUUGGCACUUGCACUGACUAAACAAUCCUGUAUUGAACGGAUUAAACAUCUGACAGUCA
Messenger RNA from Ictalurus punctatus (channel catfish), 1933 nucleotides. RefSeq names its product parathyroid hormone-like hormone a (gene pthlha). Gene Ontology annotation, molecular function: peptide hormone receptor binding; hormone activity. Gene Ontology annotation, biological process: bone mineralization; regulation of chondrocyte differentiation; adenylate cyclase-activating G protein-coupled receptor signaling pathway. NCBI's taxonomy places the organism in Eukaryota, Metazoa, Chordata, Actinopteri, Siluriformes, Ictaluridae. Bases 505 to 1122 code for a protein of 205 amino acids. Gene Ontology annotation, cellular component: extracellular region. The transcript has 4 exons. The record is from RefSeq and is a predicted model, not a curated record.